UGUCUCCUCGCGCGGUCGGAGUUCCAUGCUGUCCUCCGCGCUCUCUGCCCCGCAUCAGCGCUGAAUGUGGUCCUUGACGAGCUCGCAUGGCCUUAAAAGAACCUGAGAGGCGCGUCUCCAUCUCGGCCUCCGCGGCUUCCCUGCAGAUCUGAGGUUUGACCUCAUCCAGGCAGGAAGAACAGGAACCAGUGAAGAGGAGGAGGAUGAUGAUGAUGCAGCGCAUCCUGGCCCCCGGGAUCCUGCGGCGUGCGGCCGUGAUGCGGGCCCUUGUGGGCGUUGCCGCUGUCCCCGAGCCUCUGGCGGUGCUGAGCUGCUGUUCCCUCCAGCUGUCGCCUGUUAGGCAGCGAUGGCUCUGCACAUCCACCUGCAGCAGAGCAGCACAGGAACCCAAACCAACACCCCAGUCCGCCCCCACACCCGCCCCACAGGAUGUCCAGAAAAGGGAAGCCGAGCCCACUCCCGUGGACGUGGACCCUCUGCAGGACAACACCAUCGGGCUCUUCCAGAGGUUCAAGAAGACCUUCAAACAGUACGGGAAGGUGAUGAUCCCAGUGCACCUGCUGACCUCCUCCUUCUGGCUUGGAACCUUCUACUAUGCUGCUAUGAAAGGUGUGAAUGUAGUGCCCUUCCUGGAGAUGAUUGGGCUGCCCGAGUCGCUUGUGGGUCUUUUGAGGGAUUCUUCCAGCGGCUACGCGCUGACUGCUUAUGCCAUGUACAAGAUUGCAACUCCUGCCAGAUAUGCGGUGACACUUGGAGGGACGUCCCUGUCUGUUCAGUACCUACGCAAACAUGGUUACCUAUCCACACCCCCCCCAUAUUCAGAAUACUUGCAGGACAAAAUGGAAGAAACCCGAGAGAAACUGUCAGAAAAGAUGGAGGAGACAAAAGAACGCUUGUCUGAGAAAAUGGAAGAGACUAAAGACAAACUGUCUGAGAAGAUCCAGGAAACCAAAGACAGAGUCACUGAGGGGAAGGCGUUUUUCAGAAAGAAGGGGGAUUAGAGGGCGCGGUGGCGCUCGUUGGAGCACGCCAUCUGGACCUCUUAGCAGGAGGACACUUUUUUGUCCGUCUGUGGAAAGAGCAGUGAGUCUUUGCACUGUUCUUGUCCUGCACACUUCACGUAUUGCCUGUUGUUUAUUUAAGUGUCAAAUUCAGUCCAACUAGUCGGAACCUACCCACAAUGCACUGUGGAGAGACAGCAGCUUGGCUGGUUGCUUGCUUUCACCCUGAGCUGAUGUGGUGGCAGAUGUUGAAGUCAGUGUGUGAACACGAGCGCAUCCCUGCUGGUAAAAGGAAACUAAACUUGAAGCUCGUCCUCGUCUUUCUAAUAAUCUAUCAUAGCCUUUCUAAAAGGUCUUUUAUAAUGUAAUGAUAGAGAAUUCAUGCUUUCUAAUGUAUUUUUGAUGACAGUCACAGACGUGUAUUCAAUUGUUCAAGUGGAUCAUUUGAAAGCUCCAGUUUUGGAAUGGCUGCCCCCAAACCAAAACUCCCCACCUCCUGAUAAACAAAUGCAAAUAAAGACCUUUGAUUCCUGCAGAAACACUUGUGAAGGCUGUACACUUAAAGAUGGGAUCGUCUUUAGCUGAUGGAGUUCACAUGUGGAGGUCAUGCUGUGUAGAAUCCAAAGAACUUUGAACCAGUUUUAUGAUAACAUUUCUGUGUUUUGCACUUUUUCUGUUGGAUAUACAUUUGCUCUAUACGUGUGUGUGUUAUAAUCACAUGGGAGUCCCUCACUCGUUAACAAACCCCAAAAUAUCUAAAGUCUUCCAGUGGCUCUCAGCACAGCCAGAGAGACCUUUAGCUGGAAUUCUGAUGUCCAUAGCUUUUUCUGACAUAAGUCUAUGCAUAUCUCUUGUUUAGUGGGGUUUAUUCUUUUUACUCUUAUUGUCUGUUCCUCUGCCUUUACUGUGAGCUAGUGGUGGGCAAGUGAAGUUUCACGAAGCACUUAGACUUUACAAUUGUUUUAAAAAAAUAUUCAAAGCUUCAAGACUUAAGAGACGACAUCUGGACAACUAAAGCCACAGCAACCUCUAAAGAGCACGACUGAAGCACUGGCGGUGUUUUAACCCCAUGACGACAAUAAAGGUUCAGAAAAGUCU
Molecule: messenger RNA, 2099 nt
Organism: Oryzias latipes (Japanese medaka)
Lineage: Eukaryota; Metazoa; Chordata; Actinopteri; Beloniformes; Adrianichthyidae
Gene: mims1a
Product: mitochondrial inner membrane scaffold 1a
Cellular component (GO): mitochondrion
Source: RefSeq, a predicted model, not a curated record